GCUGGGGCCGGCACGGCCUCAGCGUGGGCCUGGGCGGUCCCGGCGCCAGGCUGUUCGGGUGGCUGAGAGAGCGCAGCCUGGGCCGCGGGCUGUUCGUGGACCCGGCGCGGGACAAUUUCCGCACCAUGACUAGCCUCUAUGGUUCCAUCCACCCCGCGGACUCGGUGUACCUCAGCACCCGCACCCACGGUGCCGUCUUCAACCUCGAGUACUCGCCCGACGGGUCAGUGCUGACAGUUGCUUGUGAACAAACAGAAGUUCUGCUUUUUGACCCUAUAUCUUCAAAGCACAUAAAAACACUUUCUGAAGCUCAUGAAGACUGUGUAAAUAAUAUAAGAUUCCUUGAUAACCGGCUGUUUGCUACCUGCUCUGAUGACACUACAAUAGCACUAUGGGAUCUGAGAAAAUUGAACACCAAAGUAUGCACUUUGCAUGGUCACACUAGCUGGGUGAAGAACAUCGAAUAUGAUACUAAUACAAGACUCUUAGUAACAUCAGGAUUUGAUGGAAAUGUCAUUAUUUGGGACACUAACAGGUGUACAGAAGAUGGGUGUCCGCACAAGAAAUUCUUUCACACGCGUUUUCUCAUGCGAAUGAGAUUAACACCAGAUUGUUCCAAAAUGUUGAUUUCAACCUCCUCUGGAUAUCUCUUAAUUUUGCAUGAUCUUGACUUAACUAAGUCUUUAGAAGUAGGCAGCUAUCCUAUUCUGAGAGCAAGAAGAACUACAUCAAGUUCAGAUUUGACUACUUCAUCAAGUUCAUCUGGUCCUAGAGUUUCUGGUUCACCUUGUCAUCAUAGUGAUUCUAAUUCAUCUUCUGAGAAACACAUGUCACGAGCCUCUCAAAGAGAAGGAGUUUCACCACGAAAUAGUCUUGAAGUCUUAACCCCUGAAGUUCCUGGUGAGAGAGACCGUGGAAACUGCAUCACAUCUUUACAGCUGCACCCAAAAGGCUGGGCCACUCUUCUUCGGUGCUCAAGCAACACUGAUGAUCAAGAGUGGACUUGUGUCUACGAAUUCCAAGAAGGAGCUCCAGUGCGACCUGUCUCGCCUCGCUGUUCUCUGAGGCUGACUCAUUACAUUGAAGAAGCCAAUGUAGGCAGGGGCUACAUCAAGGAACUUUGCUUCAGUCCCGAUGGGCGAAUGAUUUCUUCCCCACAUGGCUAUGGGAUCCGCUUGUUGGGAUUUGACAAACAGUGCAGUGAACUUGUUGACUGUCUGCCCAAAGAAGCCAGUCCCCUUCGGGUGAUCCGUUCUCUGUACUCUCAUAAUGACGUGGUACUGACAACAAAAUUCUCUCCAACACAUUGUCAGAUUGCUUCAGGGUGCCUUAGUGGACGGGUUUCUUUGUAUCAGCCAAAGUUUUAGGCACAACUUACAUCAAAUAAGGAACUCUUCUGGUGUUUAACUUAUAAAUUACUUCAAUUUAGGUGAAGUAUUUUCUUUUUACAAAAUCUUGUAAGAUUGGGUCAAGAUCCUGGUUUUUAUGGGUCCAUGAACACUCCUGUGACCUGAGUACUUGGUCAUCCAGCCUCAUAACGGGCAUCUCCAAGUUAGACUCUAUGCAGCAUCAUCUUUUUCAGCAUUCCUCUGCUCCUGCUGAUCUGUGCCACUGAACUCCAGUUCUUCUGGUUAUUUUGCAUGGUAGUUCUUGUCAAGUUUCCCUUCCUCCCUUCCUGCCUCUCUGUCUCUUUUUCCUUUUUUUUUUUUUUAAUUUUGGUGUGAAUUUCGUGGACACUUGGCAGGAGUUUGGGCUGAGGUAGGAGAAACCCGUGACACUAAAAUUGAAUAAAACAUAGAAGUUUAUUUCCAACUGAUUGUUGGAAAAGAAAUUUCAUCUUUACUUAUCAGUAUA
Carlito syrichta (Philippine tarsier) is the source of this 1854-nucleotide messenger RNA. RefSeq names its product DDB1 and CUL4 associated factor 10 (gene DCAF10). The record is from RefSeq and is a predicted model, not a curated record. Gene Ontology annotation, cellular component: Cul4-RING E3 ubiquitin ligase complex. The transcript has 7 exons. Gene Ontology annotation, molecular function: protein binding. Lineage: Eukaryota; Metazoa; Chordata; Mammalia; Primates; Tarsiidae. The coding region runs from base 126 to 1367 and encodes 413 amino acids.